GAGAAUUGAUGAUUGACCAGAAGCCUCAGGUUCAGGACUUAAUGAUGGAGAACACCACUCUUUCAGAUAUUUGCUUUCCCUGCGUGGAUUCCAUUGCCUCUGUUACUGGUUUGAUCUUCAAUUUCCUGUUGGCUGUGCCAGCCAAUAGCUGGGUUCUGAGGCUCAUGAUGACAUCAGCUGGCUUCCUGACAGACAAGAUGGAGGUGUUUGAGUUCAAAAUAGCUCUCAAUGAACUGUUGUUCUGUCUGAUCACACCAGUCUUCUUCAUCGGCCCCUACCUCUUCAGAGAUGUUUUAAGUAAAUCCAUUCUAUUCUUAAGUUUCCCGAUCAUCAUAACCAGACCCCUUUUCCAGUGCUGCAUCUGCCUGGACCGCUACAUGGCAGUGAUCCACCCUGUGGUCUUCCUCAGGGACAGAGCCCUGAGGUACAGGCUGGGCUGCUGUGUUGUGGUCUGGCUGGCGACCAUGCAGAUAUCCAUUGGCACUCUGUUUGUGUGUACCCUGAAGAACAAUGUCUUCAUUACUUUGUACACUACAUUAUUAUGCACCAUGUUCCUCCUCAAUUCCUUCUUCUGUCUCUCAGUCCUCAGGGCUCUGAAGCGUCCCGGGCCAGGGGAGGGAGGCAGGGAGGGGGGGGUGUCCAAUCAGAUAAAGAUGAGAGCUUUCCGGACGGUCAUGAUCAUCCAAGCCACCAUGGUGACCUGCAUCUGCCUGGAGGGCUACGUGGCAGUGGUCCACCCUGUGGUCUUCCUCAGGUACAGAGUCUGGUGA
This is a messenger RNA of Hypomesus transpacificus, 770 nucleotides long. Its product is annotated as P2Y purinoceptor 8-like. The record is from RefSeq and is a predicted model, not a curated record. Bases 9 to 770 code for a protein of 253 amino acids. Gene Ontology annotation, molecular function: G protein-coupled receptor activity. The transcript has 4 exons. NCBI's taxonomy places the organism in Eukaryota, Metazoa, Chordata, Actinopteri, Osmeriformes, Osmeridae. Gene Ontology annotation, cellular component: membrane. Gene Ontology annotation, biological process: phospholipase C-activating G protein-coupled receptor signaling pathway; positive regulation of Rho protein signal transduction.